AUGCCUGGUAUCGCUCCCCCUCGUCGGCCCCAACGUCUGUCUGGCCUUGGAGGCAAGACCCCCGGCUCUUUCAAACCAAUCCCCCGGCCAGCAAAGAGAUCAGAAUGUGGUUGCGACGCCCCCAGCUUCGAGGUCAUCGAUGGUGCCAAGAUUUGUUUGAACUGUGGUACCCAAGUCAGCGAGCAGAACAUUGUUGCUGAGGUCACUUUCGGAGAGUCGUCUACUGGUGCUGCCACAGUUGAAGGUGGUAUCGUCAAUGAGAACUCACGACACGCAAAGACAUUGGGUGCCGCUGCUGCCCGCAGGUUGGGUGCUUCUAUGCAAAGCAGAGAGGACAGUGAGAACAACGGUCGCGAAUCCCUGCGUUUGUUCACUGCACGCCUGCCCAUUCCUCCAGACGUCUCGGACAAGGCCAUGGGUAUCUGGAAACUGGCCUCUAACAGCAACUUCACCCAAGGUCGUCGCGCUGACGAGGUCGCUGGCGCUUGUCUGUACAUUGCAUGCCGAAACAAGGCUGAGAACACUGUUUUGCUCAUGGACAUCGCCGAAGUCAUUUCAGUCAAUGUCUUCAGCUUGGGAGAUACGUAUAAGGGUCUGCUGGCUAACCUCUUCGUGGACUUCAAAGAGACCACCAAGAUGAUCGAGAUUGAGCCAUUGAUUCUCAAGUACGCCAGCAAGCUUGAAUUCGGCGAAAAGACGCGCCAGGUCGCCGAGGAUGCUGUCAAGAUCAUUCGUCGUAUGAAGAGAGAUUGGAUCGUCACAGGAAGACACCCGGCCGGUCUCUGUGGUGCUUGCCUUAUCCUGGCUGCUCGCAUGAACAACUUCCGCCGCACCGUUAGAGAAGUCGUUUUCGUCGUCAAAGUUGCUGAUCUCACAAUCUCGAAACGUCUUGAAGAGUUUAAGCGUACACGCGCUGCACAUCUCAAGAUUGAUGAGUUUCGCGAAAAGGGUGUCAGGAUCAGAGAACAAGCCGAUCCGCCCGCUUUGUUGGAAGCUGAACUCCGCAAACAAAAGCUCUUGAGAAAGCAACUGAAGCGCAAGGCGUAUGAACUGAGCAAAGAAUCAUCACGUCAAUCUUCUGCAACUCCCGAGCCAGGCUCGUUCUCUCAUGCAGAAGCAGUUCAAUCUGCCAAACGACAAAAGGUGUCAAGCGCCCGCAGCAAUGCUAUCGUCCAAGCAGCAACGCAGCAACAACCCCGCCGCGACGCAGACGGUUUUGCCAUUCCCGAUAUUCCAAUUGAUCCCUCACUUGGCCGAAGCUCCAGUAUCGACUCUGAUUCCACAGCAAACCCCCAAGCGUCCGCUACCCCUGAUCCUACCGAGAUCAUCAAAGUCAAGAGUAAACUCGAAGGCGAAAUCCAAAACAUCCUUCUCGAGCGCGAAUGUAUCUCGUCAAAGGAACAAGCCGAAAAGGAGAAGAUCGAAGAACGCGCAAAGACACUCGCAGAACAACAACGUGCCGCCAUUGUUCAACAGAACGCUCUGAGGCUAACUGCAAUGGGCCGCACACACACACUCGUCUCCGACUCCGAGAUCAUCGGCGAAGACGAGUUUGCCGACGACCCGGAAGUCGCUAACGCACUUCUCAGCGAAGAGCAAGUCAAAGUGAAGGAAAUGAUUUGGGUCGCACACAACGAAGACUGGCUUCGCGCCCAACAAGCCAAGCAGUUGAAAAAGGCACUCGAAGAAGCAGAAGGCAAGGACAAAAAAGUCAACAAACGCAAGAAGAGAGGUCGCAUGGGCGAUGGCACUGUCCUCACCGAUGCAGGAACACCUGUUGAGUCGCCAGCAGAUGCUUCGUUGCGUAUGCUGGAGAAGAGAGCACCCAAGGGGUUCUCACAAAGAGUCAAUUAUGCUGCUCUGGGCAAGAUCUACGGUGAUCGCAGACACGGCGAGUCAAGAGCCGGAUCCGAGGCUUCCACCCCAGCACCAGAGGCCACGCAAUUGUCACCACAAAUGGGCUCCGCACAGCCUGCUACCAAGGGAGACGCACCAGCAGAAGACGAGCAAGCAGAAGAAGAGGAAGAGGAGGAAGAAGACGAGGGCGACUACUGGCCAGACGAAGAAGUUCAACCUACCUCUCCACACUACGAGGAUGAAGAAGAGUUUGAAGCUGCUACCGAAGAUGUUACUGGAAACUUUGGCAUCGCUGAUGACGAGUAUGGCGGUGAUGAUGGUGAUGGGUGGUAA
This is a messenger RNA of Aureobasidium namibiae CBS 147.97, 2190 nucleotides long. RefSeq lists its product as uncharacterized. Gene Ontology annotation, cellular component: transcription factor TFIIIB complex; nucleus; transcription preinitiation complex. The transcript is spliced from 3 exons. NCBI's taxonomy places the organism in Eukaryota, Fungi, Ascomycota, Dothideomycetes, Dothideales, Saccotheciaceae. Gene Ontology annotation, molecular function: RNA polymerase III type 3 promoter sequence-specific DNA binding; RNA polymerase III general transcription initiation factor activity; TBP-class protein binding. The record is from RefSeq and is a predicted model, not a curated record. Gene Ontology annotation, biological process: transcription by RNA polymerase III; transcription preinitiation complex assembly; DNA-templated transcription initiation. Bases 1 to 2190 code for a protein of 729 amino acids.